Molecule: messenger RNA, 186 nt
Organism: Marasmius oreades (fairy-ring Marasmius)
Lineage: Eukaryota; Fungi; Basidiomycota; Agaricomycetes; Agaricales; Marasmiaceae
Exons: 4
Coding region: 1-186 (61 amino acids)
Source: RefSeq, a predicted model, not a curated record
AUGGGCUUACCCGACGUGACAACCGAUGUAACUGACACCGUCCGUACAAAUUAUGUCGGGUUCGUAAGCUUUACGAUCUUGGUCUGGGACCAUAUCAUUACAUUUGCGGAUGAGGUCGAAUACGUUUGGCGCGGUCGGAAAGGGCCCAGUGAGAGCAUUGCGCUGCUUAACCUGAACCAUGUCUAA